AUGUGGAAUUUCCUGAAUUCCAACCUGGUUCUUCAAGCCGACCGCUCUCUGAUCGACCGCACGCGCCGGGACGAGCCCACGGGCGAGGUUCUGUCCCUGGUGGGGAAACUCGAGGGGACCCGAAUGGGGGACAAAGCCCAGAGGACCAAACCCCAAAUGCAGGAGGAGAGAAGAGCCAAGAGGAGGAAGCGGGACGAGGACAGGCACGACAUCAACAAGAUGAAAGGUUACACCCUUCUGUCCGAGGGUAUCGACGAGAUGGUCGGGAUCAUCUACAAACCCAAGACCAAGGAAACUCGGGAAACCUACGAGGUUCUGCUCAGCUUCAUCCAGGCGGCCCUGGGGGAUCAGCCCCGGGAUAUCCUCUGCGGGGCGGCUGACGAGGUUCUGGCCGUGCUGAAGAACGAGAAGCUGCGGGACAAGGAGCGGCGCAAGGAGGUGGAGCUGCUGCUGGGCCCGGCCGACGACACGCGCUACCACGACGACACGCGCUACCACGUGCUGGUCAACCUGGGCAAGAAAAUCACCGACUACGGCGGGGACAAGGACAUCCAGAACAUGGAUGACAACAUCGACGAGACGUACGGGGUGAACGUUCAGUUCGAGUCUGACGAGGAGGAGGGGGACGAGGACAUUUACGGAGAAGUUCGGGACGAGGCUUCGGACGAUGACCUGGAAGGGGACGAGGCCGUGGUUCGCUGCACGCUCUCUGCCAACCUGGUGGCAGCAGGGGAGCUGAUGAGCUCCAAGAAGAAGGACCUGCACCCGCGGGACAUCGACGCCUUCUGGCUGCAGCGUCAGCUCAGCCGCUUCUACGACGACGCCAUCGUCUCCCAGAAAAAGGCGGAUGAGGUCCUGGAGAUCCUCAAGACCGCCAGCGACGACCGAGAAUGCGAAAACCAACUGGUUCUGCUGCUGGGCUUCAACACCUUCGACUUCAUCAAAGUCCUGCGGCAGCACCGGAUGAUGAUCCUGUACUGCACCUUGCUGGCCAGCGCGCAGAGCGAGGCGGAGAAGGAGAGGAUCAUGGGGAAGAUGGAGGCGGACCCCGAGCUCUCCAAGUUCCUCUACCAGCUCCACGAGACGGAGAAAGAGGAUCUGAUCCGGGAGGAACGCUCCCGGCGGGAACGCGUGCGGCAAUCCCGCAUGGACACCGACCUGGAAUCCAUGGAUCUAGACCAGGGAGGAGAGGCUCUGGCUCCCAGGCAGGUGCUGGAUUUGGAGGAUUUGGUGUUCUCCCAGGGCAGUCACUUCAUGGCCAACAAGCGCUGCCAGCUCCCGGACGGAUCAUUCCGGAGACAACGCAAGGGCUACGAGGAAGUUCACGUUCCUGCCCUCAAACCCAAACCCUUCGGAGCUGACGAGGCUCUGGCUCCCAGGCAGGUGCUGGAUUUGGAGGAUUUGGUGUUCUCCCAGGGCAGUCACUUCAUGGCCAACAAGCGCUGCCAGCUCCCGGACGGAUCAUUCCGGAGACAGCGCAAGGGCUACGAGGAAGUUCACGUUCCUGCCCUCAAACCCAAACCCUUCGGAGCUGACGAGGAUAAGAUCCACCUCCUCCACGACGACCGCGGGCCCGUGCUGGAGUCCCUGGUGGCCAGGGCCAUCAGGAACAUCGAGAUGACGCAGGAGGACGUGCGGCUGGUGGGGCUCAGCGCCACCCUGCCCAACUACGAGGACGUGGCCACCUUCCUGCGCGUGGACCCCGCCAAGGGCCUCUUCUACUUCGACAACAGUUUUCGACCGGUCCCUCUGGAGCAGACUUACGUGGGAAUCACGGAGAAAAAAGCCAUCAAACGUUUCCAGAUCAUGAACGAGAUCGUCUACGAGAAAAUCAUGGAGCACGCCGGGAAAAAUCAGGUUCUGGUGUUCGUGCACUCGCGGACCGAGGUUCUGCGCACCGAGGCCGAGCAGUGCAAGAACCUGGAGCUGAAGGAUUUGCUCCCGUACGGAUUCGCCAUCCACCACGCCGGGAUGACGCGCGUCGAUCGCACGUUGGUGGAAGAUCUUUUCGCCGAUAAACACAUCCAGGUCCUGGUGUCCACGGCCACGCUGGCGUGGGGCGUGAACCUUCCGGCGCACACGGUGAUCAUCAAAGGCACGCAGGUGUACAGUCCGGAAAAGGGACGCUGGACCGAGCUGGGAGCGCUCGACAUCCUCCAGAUGCUGGGCCGUGCCGGGAGGCCCCAGUACGACACCAAAGGCGAAGGAAUCCUCAUCACUUCCCACGGGGAGCUCCAGUAUUACCUGUCCCUGCUCAACCAGCAGCUCCCCAUCGAGAGCCAGAUGGUGGCCAAGCUCCCGGACAUGCUCAACGCCGAGGCCGUGCUGGGGAACGUCCAGAACGCCAAGGACGCGGUGAAUUGGUUGGGAUACACGUACCUGUACAUCCGCAUGCUCCGCUCGCCGACGCUUUACGGCAUUUCCCACGAGGAUCUGAAAUCGGAUCCGCUCCUGGAGCAGCGACGCCUCGACCUCGUCCACACGGCGGCGCUGAUGCUCGAUAAGAACAACCUGGUGAAGUACGACAAGAAAACCGGGAAUUUCCAGGUGACGGAGCUGGGCCGCAUCGCCAGCCAUUAUUACAUCACCAACGAGACGGUGCAGACGUACAACCAACUCCUGAAACCCACCCUGAGCGAGAUCGAGCUGUUCCGCGUCUUCUCCCUGUCCUCCGAGUUCCGCAACAUCACCGUGCGCGAGGAAGAGAAGUUGGAGCUGCAGAAACUUCUGGAACGCGUUCCCAUCCCGGUGAAGGAGAGCAUCGAGGAGCCCAGCGCCAAGAUCAACGUCCUGCUCCAGGCGUUCAUCUCGCAGCUGAAGCUGGAGGGAUUCGCGCUCAUGGCCGACAUGGUCUACGUCACCCAGUCGGCCGGCCGUUUGAUGCGCGCCAUCUUCGAGAUCGUCCUGAACCGCGGCUGGGCCCAGCUCACCGACAAAACCCUCAACCUCUGCAAGAUGAUCGACAAGCGCAUGUGGCAGUCCAUGUGUCCCCUGCGCCAGUUCAAGAAGCUCCCCGAGGAGGUGGUGAAGAAAAUCGAGAAGAAGAAUUUCCCCUUCGAGCGACUCUACGACCUCAACCACAACGAGAUCGGGGAGCUGAUCCGGAUGCCGAAAAUGGGGAAAACCAUCCACAAAUACGUUCACCUGUUCCCGAAGCUGGAGCUGUCGGUUCACCUGCAGCCCAUCACCCGCUCCACGCUCAAGGUGGAGCUCACCAUCGCUCCCGACUUCCAGUGGGACGAGAAGGUUCACGGCUCUUCCGAGGCUUUUUGGAUCCUGGUGGAGGAUGUGGACAGCGAGGUGAUCCUGCACCACGAAUAUUUCCUGCUCAAAGCCAAAUAUGCCCAGGAUGAGCAUCUGGUGACGUUCUUCGUUCCUGUCUUCGAGCCGCUGCCGCCGCAGUAUUUCAUCCGCGUGGUGUCCGACCGCUGGCUCUUGUUCAACACGGUUUACAACAGCGACGACAACGUUUUCGUGGGAGCGCCCACGGGCAGCGGGAAAACGAUCUGCGCGGAAUUCGCCAUCCUCCGCAUGCUCCUCCAGAAUUCCGAGGGUCGCUGCGUCUACAUCACCCCCAUGGAGGCUCUGGCCGAGCAGGUUUUCAUGGAUUGGUACGAGAAGUUCCAGGAACGCCUGAACAAGAAGGUUGUGCUCCUCACCGGAGAGACCAGCACGGACCUGAAGCUGCUGGGGAAAGGGAACAUCAUCAUCAGCACCCCGGAAAAGUGGGAUAUCCUCUCCCGCCGCUGGAAACAACGCAAGAACGUCCAGAACGUCAACCUGUUCAUCGUGGAUGAAGUGCACCUGAUCGGGGGCGAGAACGGGCCGGUGCUGGAGGUGAUCUGCUCGCGCAUGCGCUACAUCUCGUCGCAGAUCGAGCGGCCGAUCCGCAUCGUGGCGCUGAGCUCGUCGCUGUCCAACGCCAAGGACGUGGCGCAUUGGCUGGGCUGCAGCGCCACCGCCACCUUCAACUUCCACCCCAACGUGCGCCCCGUGCCCCUGGAGCUGCACAUCCAGGGUUUCAACAUCAGCCACACGCAGACACGGCUGCUGUCCAUGGCCAAGCCCGUGUACCAUGCCGUGAUGAAGCACUCGCCCAAAAAACCCGUCCUGGUCUUCGUCCCCUCCCGGAAACAGACGCGGCUCACGGCCAUCAACAUCCUCACCACCUGCGCCUCCGACGUCCAGCGGCACAGGUUCCUGCACUGCGCCGAGAAGGACCUGGUGCCGUACCUGGAGAAGCUGAGCGACCCCACCCUGAAGGAGACGCUGGUGAACGGCGUCGGGUACCUGCACGAGGGGCUGACGGCCAUGGAGCGACGCGUGGUGGAGCAGCUUUUCAGCUCCGGAGCCGUCCAGGUGAUGGUGGCCUCGCGCAGCCUCUGCUGGGGCAUGAACAUCUCGGCCCACCUGGUGAUCAUCAUGGACACGCAGUACUACAACGGCAAGAUCCACGCGUGAGCCGAGCC
Molecule: messenger RNA, 4469 nt
Organism: Cyanistes caeruleus (blue tit)
Lineage: Eukaryota; Metazoa; Chordata; Aves; Passeriformes; Paridae
Source: RefSeq, a predicted model, not a curated record